AUGACGCAGAAUUGGCGUCCGCAGAGUAGGCUCCAGACCAUGACGUUUGCCGGCACGGCUCGCCCUAUGACUUCCAUGACUGCAGCUGGCUUUACAAAGAAUCCUUUGGCAACAGCAGGGGUAGCGAGUAUUUUUGACAAACUCCCACCAGAACCCCCGAAGGAUUCUCCAGAACAGAAGGCCGAUCAAAUGGAGAUCAAUAUUUUUAAGCUGCUUCGCGACGGAAUGAGUGCUGCCAGUUGUAAAGACUAUGUUACUGCUUUGGGCAGAAUUCGUGAGGCGAUCAAGUUGGAGCAAAAGGUAUCACAGCACAGAACCAUGAACGGGCUUGCUGAUAGCAUUAACUUGGAUUUGCGUACGUGUAUAUGGAUGCAUUGGGCUCAAAUUCAGGCUCUUGGCGGGCAGCCGGAAAUGGCUCUUUCGACGUAUGAGAAGAUUGUCAAGACAGCGGAAGGCGCAACUCUCGCCCAGAUACGGUUCAACAUGGGAAACAUAAAUCACAACCUUGGAAAGUAUAACGAAGCAUUGAAGAAUUUCAGAAUGGCUAUCGAUCAGGCUUCCCCCAGCCUACCCCGCUUUAGACAAAAGAUAGCGAGCCACAUGGCUCAAUCAUGCAUUAAGUUACACAGAUGGCAGGACGCAGUAGAUCGUAUCGAGGAGUAUCUCAUAAAGCAGUACACAUUGGCCAGUUCGGUGGGUACUGACGUCGAAAGACAGAACUUCUAUGCGAUGACGACCCGCUUUGAUCCGUUAUACACAGUGUUAAUAGGAUACUAUGCCCUAGGUGUUCCAGAGAAGAUGAUCGAUGCUUAUUCUCGCUUAAUAGACUCUAGUAUUCUCAUUAGCGACCACCCAGACAGUCUCGAGAUUGAUGACCAUCACAACGGGAUCAGUAGUAAGCAGAUAGCAAUGGCAGAUGCUGAGCUGUGCAAUAUGAGCAAUGACGACGAGCUGGAUGAUUUGAGCCGCUACAACGCGACGCUUCGACACGAGCAUACAAACAAGCUUCUAAUCAGUGCACGCCUGCUCGCACCAGCUAUCGCAUGGGAAGAGUCCCAGGGCUACGCGAAGCUCAGCGAUAUUCUCCGGGAGAAGGGUCACCAUGGCAUCUCUCUGCAAGUCCAAAUGUCGAUGGCGCUAACACUUCUCAAGAGGAAUGAGUUUGAGAAAGCCACAGAUAUCAUGCUUCGCAUUGAUCGCGAAGGACUCGAAAGCGCCCUUGCUCUGGGGAUCAACGUGCCGCUGUCUAUUUUGCAGAAGACACGUAACCUUUCUCUCACUGCAGCUGCGACGGCUGUGACUAACCAGGAAAGUGAUCUGCACUUGCUCGGAAUAGACCCCAGUGUUCUGGCAAAUCAACAAUCCGUCGUCGAUAGGGAUGCAGUUGCCAGCCGCGGGGCACCCGAAGUGGACAUGUUAAAAACUGACGAUGAUAAUGGGACCAAAAAGCAGCCAUACGCAGCGUUUGUGCCCAGAGGGGUCCAUACUAACAUCGCCUUUAUUUACUACCUCAAGGGAGACUAUGAGGCGAGCGCAAGGCACGCCCAGAUUGCUCUAGAAAUAGACCCCUACGAUUCCUUUGCCCACAUUAAUCUUGGAUGUACCUACAGUAAGACUAACCAGUGGGAGCUCUCUCUGCGUGAAUUCCUCAAGGCUCAGGAGAUCAAUAUGGAGUCCGUUCAAGCUACUUACAACGCAGGGCUGGUUUACUUCAAGCAACAAGAAUACAAAACAGCAUACUCCUGCUUCCAGAAGGUUGCCAGCAAACUUCCAAGCUAUGGAGAUGCUAUUUACAUGAGCGCAGACUGCCUUGCCAGAAUGUCACAAAUCGACGAGGCAAUCCAAAUGCUCAGCAACUUGGUUACAAUGUUUUCAGCAGUCAAAGCCUAUGACCCCAGUAUUUACAUAAGACUGGGCGAGCUUUACUCAAUAGCCGGCGACGAGGGACAAGCUGCACACUAUUUCAAAGAGGCGCACAGGCUUGUACCCUUCAGUCUGGCAGUUAUUAACUGGCUGGGGUCGCACUAUAUCAAGAAUGAGCUGUAUGAACAGGCGCGCGUGUGCUUUGAGAAGGCUAGCAGAGUUGACACGACGACGCCCAAAUGGUCUCUUGCCGUUGCCGCUUGUUUGCGGAAGUCAAAGCAAUAUAGGGAUGCAAUCUACGAGUACAAACAUAUUCUUAAGAGAUUUCCAACCAACACCACUGCCAUGACCCACUUGAUCUCUUCACUAAACAACAUUGGACAGCACAAAGAAGCAGAUGAGUGGGCAGAAAAGCUCACUAAGCUAACUAACAAUAAGGUACCAGAGGUAACGGAAGACCGAGAACUCGAUGAAUUUGUCAAGCAGGAGAGAAGGAACUCAGUGGCUGCCGUUGGACCUGGAUCAAGAGCAGGUCAGGAUCGAUUCGAGGCAAGCAAUAAUAGAGUAAGUUCUAAUACCGGAGAUCUGUUCGGGGAUGUGGAUAUCGCCGAAGAGCUUCUCACAGAAAACUGA
Molecule: messenger RNA, 2496 nt
Organism: Giardia duodenalis
Lineage: Eukaryota; Fornicata; Diplomonadida; Hexamitidae
Product: Intraflagellar transport protein IFT88
Exons: 1
Coding region: 1-2496 (831 amino acids)
Biological process (GO): non-motile cilium assembly; intraciliary transport
Cellular component (GO): centriole; ciliary base; ciliary basal body
Molecular function (GO): kinesin binding
Source: RefSeq, a predicted model, not a curated record